AGGCUGAUUGUUUAUAUACCACCGCGUUAAAUGGAUACCGGUUGUUUCACCGCGGCACAGCGUAUUUCGUGCCACACCAUGAAUGCGGAUUUAUUUAAGCCUGUUCCGGAGCGUGGACCCCAACAGUCCUCUGCCCCGGUGAAAACGAACAGGAAUAAACCCGAACAAACCAAACCAGAGUUGGCCCAGGUCGUGACAGACUCCAAGACUGGAAGAUCCUACAGUAAAGGGAAGCUUUUGGGAAAGGGUGGCUUUGCUCGAUGCUAUGAGAUGACAGACCUCUCCAACAACAAAAUGUACGCUGUGAAGGUGAUUCCACAGAGCAGGGUGUCCAAACCACACCAGAGGGACAAGAUUACAAAUGAGAUCGAGCUUCACAAAACCCUGUCCCACAAGCAUGUGGUGAAAUUCUCUCAUCAUUUUGAGGAUCAAGAUAACAUCUACAUAUUCCUUGAGCUCUGCAGUCGGAAGUCCUUGGCACACAUUUGGAAGGCAAGACACACACUCACAGAGCCAGAAGUACGAUAUUACCUCAGACAGAUCAUAUCCGGCCUCAAGUACCUCCACAGCAGAGGAAUCCUGCACAGAGAUCUCAAACUAGGCAACUUCUUUGUCAACGAGAACAUGGAGCUGCGGCUGGGAGACUUUGGCCUCGCUGCUAAACUGGAAACAGUCGAACAGAGGAAAAAAACAAUCUGUGGGACUCCCAACUACUUGGCCCCUGAGGUGCUCAACAGACAGGGCCACGGCACAGAGUCUGACGUUUGGUCCCUCGGAUGUGUCAUGUACACGCUGAUGUGUGGCAACCCUCCCUUUGAGACUCUUGACCUAAAGGAGACCUACAAGUGUAUAAAGGAAGUUCGGUACAACCUGCCCUCCACGCUUUCCCCCACUGCACAGAAACUCAUCUCAGGCAUCCUGCAGAAAAACCCCAGCGACAGACUGACCCUAGACCAGAUCCUCAACCAUGAAUUCUUCACCAAAGGUUUCACUCCUGACAAACUUCCUCCCAGCAGCUGUGUGAUGGUGCCAGAACUCCAUCCUCCCAGCCCUGCCAAGAAAUUCUUCACUAAAAUGGCCAAGAGCUUCUUUGGCAAGAAGAAGGCAAAAGUGGAGAAGAUUCCAUGUGAGGAGAAAGACGACAAAGACAUUUCCAAGCUGGUGUCGGGCAUCGUUAAGUGUUCCAUCAACCGUCAGAUCAGUUAUAAAACAGUGGGACCCAAUGAGGUGCAAUCUCCCACUGGUCAGCUGGUCAGCUCUGUGCCUUUGGAACAGACUCCGGCUGAGGAAGAAUCCAGGAAGUCCAUCUCACGCUCCUUCAAGGGCACCAUGGCCAGCAGCACUGAGCCAUGUGAAGAUGUCCUGACCCCAGCAGCUGUGGCUGAAUCAGCCAUGAAAAUUCUCAACAACUGUUUGGCUAACAUGCCUACAGCCACUAGAAAUCCACCCUGCUUGUCCAGGCCACAGUCCUUCUUGUGGGUGACUAAAUGGGUCGACUAUUCAAACAAAUAUGGUUUUGGCUACCAGCUCUCGAACCAAAGCAUUGGUGUUCUCUUCAAUGAGGGAACACAUCUCAGUCUCUGUGACCAACGCAAAACUGUCCACUACUGCUUGACCAACAACAAACACUUCACUUUCCCUGCCAACUCAUUACCUGAGCAGCUUCGUAGCCAGAAACAAAUUGUAGAGCUUAUGGCCAACUACAUGGAACAGAACCUUAUGGAGGGUGGAGAUCUUCACUGUGAUGAGCAGGUCUCAGGUUCUCCUCCUCUACUGCUCCAGUGGGUGAAGACUGACCACGCACUUGUCAUGCUCUUUAACAAUGGCACUCUACAGGUUAACUUCUACACUGAUCACACCAAGAUCAUCCUGUGCAAGUCAUCUGAUGACUCAUACCUGCUCACCUACAUCAGCCGGGAACGCGUCUCCUACACUUACCUCCUCAGCAUGCUAAAUGAGAUGGGCUGCACCUCUGAGCUACGACACAGACUCCGAUAUGUGGUCCAGCUGCUCCAACACCAUGCCGAUGCCUAAAAGCACAACUCAGUGCCUCCCAGGCUGCCUGAGUGGCAGAUGCCUUACAGGCAACCUGACUGGUUACCACCUUCUUCUUAGGCAGCCUGACUGGUUGAUAUAAUUUCUCAAGGCAGUGCCACGAGGGGCUGACACCUCUCCAGCUGACGGAUGGAAGGCUGCUCAAGUCUUCUGAGCAAUACUCUUGUCUGAACUGGUGCUUAGGCAGCUGAUUAUCAAAUUGAUUGACCUUGAUAAACAUCAAGCAGUCAGGAAGUUGCCCAAUGCAGCAUCUGCCUCAAGGGUUUGUGCCUGUCCAGCUUUAUGCCUCAAAGGUACCUGGAAGGUAUUGAUACCUAAAAUAAGAGACACCUACCUGGCCUGAAAUGAUGGAUCCUUCACAGGCAGAUGCCUACAUGAACACCCAAACUCCUAAUUACCCUCCCUCACUUAUUCACCACUGCUUCUUGGCUGGAUCUUUUCAAAGCCACCAACCAACCCUGCAGCUUUCAGCUUCCCCUGACAGCCAAUAACCCAGGCAUGGUUUCUCAAAGGUAUCUAUACACUAAAAUUGGUCCUAUCUGCUUGCAACAGAACAAGGAUAAUCUUGCAGCUGGAAUGCUUUUUUUUUAGAUGCGUCUUCCAAAAAAGUAUUUUAGCAGCGGGGUCAUUUGUGUCGUUCAUUUGCACUGGAACGGUGAUAUUACAGCAGAGAUGCUUUGGGAAGAACAGAAGUUUGAUUAGAGAGAGUGCCUCCUACCCUCGGUUGGUUUCUGGCCUCUUUGGACUAUGGUGCACACAUUCAUUUUUUCUUUCUAUUCUUAUUUUGAAAAAAAGAAUAUGAGCCAGCUUUAGGAUCACACUACGAUCUUGACUUCACAUGCACAAAUAACAUUCCUGGCCUUAUUUGAUAAUAGUGAUGCUAAAAUUACAAGAUUCAUUGCUUCUUCUGAUCCAUCACUUGUCGUUUUUUUUUUUUUUUUUUUUUUUUGGAUAGUUAUUAGAAACUAUUUUCACUGAUGUGGUACACAGCAUACUAAAGGGGCUAUGGGAGCAACACAAUUUUGCACAUUUUUUUUCUAAAUUCAUCUCGAAAGCAAACCUUUUACUACCACUUAUGUUUUAUUUGUUUUUAACUACCAAAUACCAAAAGGCAUUUUCUUUGUUGGUUUUUAAAAUGAUUGUUUUAAAUUCACAUACAGUAGGUGUGUGUGCUACAUGCUGGUAAACAAAACUGUUGGUUGGAAAAUGAGGGUGGGGAGGGAGGAUAAAAGUGCCUUUUUGAGGGAUGUCUGUAUAGUGCAAUAACAACCCUUGUGUGAAUGUCAAGCUGGAUACAAACAAGAUUUGAGAUGGGUUUUAAUGGUUGGAUUUACUUUUGUACUUUGAGCCAAGUUUAAAAGCAAGUCCAAUAGCACUACACUCUCACUACCUGGUAUAAGCUUUUAGAACAACUGGUAUCAUAAAUGUAUAUUCCAGUAAUAUCUACUAUUGAAAAAAGAAAACCUUGUACUCUGUUGUACUGUACUGUAAUCCUUAUCGGUUUACAUUGCUUUCUCGACCCAGAGUUGUAUCCUAAAAACUGUGACCUGGAAUGCAAGUAUUAUGUACAAGUUGUCUUCAAAAAACCCAACAUUGUGAAAGCCAUCUGCCAAUUCAGAAGAAUCCUUAUUUUUUGGCACAUAAUGUCCUGUUUAUUUAUUUUUUUAUUUAUACAUGUUUUUUUAUUUAUUAUUGUGCAAAUGUUACGUCUUGACACAAUCAAUUCCGAUCACCUUUUGUAUGUAAUGUA
Molecule: messenger RNA, 3805 nt
Organism: Scomber scombrus (Atlantic mackerel)
Lineage: Eukaryota; Metazoa; Chordata; Actinopteri; Scombriformes; Scombridae
Gene: plk3
Product: polo-like kinase 3 (Drosophila)
Exons: 15
Coding region: 31-2034 (667 amino acids)
Biological process (GO): mitotic G1/S transition checkpoint signaling; protein phosphorylation; mitotic cell cycle
Cellular component (GO): nucleus; cytoplasm; spindle pole
Molecular function (GO): protein serine/threonine kinase activity; protein binding; ATP binding
Source: RefSeq, a predicted model, not a curated record